Capronia epimyces CBS 606.96 is the source of this 1731-nucleotide messenger RNA. RefSeq lists its product as uncharacterized. The record is from RefSeq and is a predicted model, not a curated record. Gene Ontology annotation, molecular function: amino acid transmembrane transporter activity. Bases 1 to 1731 code for a protein of 576 amino acids. Gene Ontology annotation, cellular component: membrane. Gene Ontology annotation, biological process: amino acid transmembrane transport. The transcript is spliced from 2 exons. NCBI's taxonomy places the organism in Eukaryota, Fungi, Ascomycota, Eurotiomycetes, Chaetothyriales, Herpotrichiellaceae.
AUGGGUAGCCAGCACCCGAAUCCUGAAAUCAAACCCGCCCAAGACGGCGACGGCGAGGUCGUUUCCGAAGUCUCCUCUAACGACAACCCACAACCAUUCCCCAAAGGCGACUUGUACGAACGACGCCUCUCUCAGGCCGACUGGGCACAGUAUGGCCAGACCAAGCGCGGGCUGAGUCCUCGCCAUGUCCAGCUCAUGGCCAUCGGAGGCUCCAUCGGGACGGGGCUCUUUGUGGGGAUCGGUGGCAGCCUGUCGAAAACCGGGCCGUUGUCGUUGCUCCUGGGCUAUCUCUUCUGGGGAGUUUUAUUCAUCUGGCCUUGCAAUCUAUGCGUGGCUGAGAUGUGCGCCUGGUUACCUGUCCGUGGCACAAUCUUCGAACUUGCCGGGCGUUAUGUCGACCCUGCAUUGGGCUUCGCCAUGGGCUGGACCUACUUCUUUGCCGGCGUCAUGUUGGUCUGUACCGAGUACUCGGCCGUCGCGACCGUGAUGCAGUACUGGACUACGGACGUCAAUGCGGCCGUGUGGGUCACCAUGUGUCUUGUGGUUUGUUUUGUCUUGAACGUGGUGGCGGUGAGAUGGUAUGGCGAAUCGGAAUUCAUCAUGGCAUCGACCAAGAUCCUGCUGCUGAUCGGCUUAUGUCUCCUCACGUUUAUCACCAUGGUGGGCGGCAACCCCAAGCACGACGCGUACGGCUUUCGGUACUGGAAACACGGCCUGGCAAUGCACCCGUAUUACGUGCACUCUAAUGCUACCACCGGACGAUUUUUAGGGUGGUGGUCGGUGGUGCGAUACGCCGCUUUUACCGUUGCCGGGCCGGAUCUGAUUGCCCUGGCGGCAGGGGAGAUCCAGAACCCACGCCGGACGAUCCCGCGGGUGGCGCGACUCGUCUUCUACCGUCUGGUCGGAUUCUACGUGGUCGGUGUGCUGGCCGUGGGCAUCCUCUGCUCAUCGCGCGACACGCGGCUGCUAGGCGCGCUGAAGAACGGAUCGGCCGGCGCCGCGGCAUCUCCGUGGGUGAUUGGGAUCCAAAAUCUGGGCAUCACGGGCCUCCCGGGGUUCAUCAAUUUCUUGAUCCUACUGUCCGGCUGGUCGUGCGGCAACGCCUACCUCUACUCGUCAAGCCGGACGUUAUACUCGCUCGCACGAGACGGGCAGGCCCCCAAGUUCUUCAUGAAGUGCACCAAGUCAGGCAUCCCAGUCUACUGUGUGGCGGCGGUCAGCUUGAUCUCGUGCAUCACGUACCUAGUAGCGUCGGACAGUGCGGUGACGGUGUUUUUCUGGUUCGUGUCGCUCACCACCAUCGCCCUCAUUGCCACCUACACGGCCAUGCUGUGGACGUUUAUCGGCUGGUACCGCGCGCUGAAGGCCCAAGGCGUCGACCGGAAUUCGCUGCCUUAUAAGGCGCCACUGGCGCCCUAUACCGCGUGGUUCGCCAUCGGCGUCGGCUGCGUGGUCAUGCUGUUCAUCGGGUUCGACGUCUUCGUGCCGUGGGACACGGAAGGGUUCGUGACGUCGUACUUUGGCCUGGCCUUCGGCGUGGUCAUGUUCGUCUUCUGGAAGGUCUUCAAGCGCACUCGGUUCACCGACCCCAAGACAUGCGACAUCUACAGCGGCAAGGCCGAGAUCGACAUGGAGUGCAGACACUGGGAGGAGGGGGGGUUGGAGGAGAAUGAGAGGAAGAGAUUGGCGCAGAUGAAUUUGGUCAGACGUACUUGGGAGAGGAUCUGGUAG